ACCAAAGGCUAAGUCUUGAAAACAUGAUUCCUGCAACUAUUCACAGUGUCCUGAGUGCUCUAUAUUUAUGCUGCCACAGAAAGAACUGGUUACACUCGGAGGAGAAACACCAGAAACACUAAGGACUGAAAUGCGCUUGCAGUUAAAGUAUCCUCAUCAUGAAUAGGUACACAACUAUCAGACAGCUCGGUGAUGGCACCUACGGCUCCGUCCUCCUAGGGAGAAGCGUUGAAUCCGGAGAGCUAAUUGCCAUUAAAAAAAUGAAGAGAAAGUUUUAUUCCUGGGAGGAAUGCAUGAACCUUCGAGAGGUUAAGUCUUUGAAGAAAUUAAAUCAUGCCAAUGUAGUAAAGCUGAAAGAAGUUAUCAGGGAGAAUGAUCAUCUGUAUUUUGUGUUUGAAUACAUGAAGGAAAAUCUUUAUCAGUUAAUGAAAGAAAGAAACAAACUGUUUCCUGAGUCUACAGUGAGGAAUAUCAUGUAUCAGAUCCUGCAAGGGCUUGCAUUUAUCCAUAAGCAUGGGUUCUUUCACAGAGACUUGAAACCUGAAAACCUCCUUUGCAUGGGACCAGAACUUGUGAAAAUAGCAGACUUUGGAUUAGCCCGAGAAAUCCGAUCAAGACCUCCUUACACCGAUUAUGUAUCCACAAGAUGGUACAGAGCCCCUGAAGUCCUUCUGAGAUCCACCAGCUAUAGUUCUCCAAUAGAUAUUUGGGCUGUUGGUUGUAUAAUGGCAGAAGUUUACACGCUGAGGCCUCUCUUCCCAGGCGCCAGUGAAAUUGAUACUAUAUUCAAAAUUUGCCAGGUCUUGGGGACGCCAAAGAAGAACGACUGGCCUGAAGGCUACCAACUUUCAGCCUCUAUGAGUUUUCGCUGGCCUCAGUGUGUGCCUAACAAUCUAAAAACCCUCAUACCUAAUGCCAGCAGCGAAGCGGUGCAGCUCAUGAGAGACAUGCUGCAGUGGGACCCCAAAAAGCGGCCGACAGCUAGUCAGGUUUGGUUCUGUUUUCUUUUCUCACAUUUACAUAUGAUGCUUCCUUUCAAUGCAAGACAACUUUUAUAG
Molecule: messenger RNA, 1058 nt
Organism: Antrostomus carolinensis (chuck-will's-widow)
Lineage: Eukaryota; Metazoa; Chordata; Aves; Caprimulgiformes; Caprimulgidae
Product: serine/threonine-protein kinase ICK-like
Exons: 7
Coding region: 159-1058 (299 amino acids)
Biological process (GO): protein phosphorylation
Molecular function (GO): protein kinase activity; ATP binding
Source: RefSeq, a predicted model, not a curated record